AUGAGGCAGAGCGUCUGUUUUACAAACUGGCCUUGGGCGGUCAUUGCUCGGAAGUGUCCUACUUGUAUUUGGAGCUCUUCAAUGCAGUCAAACAUGGACACAUGCAACAGCCAGUAUUUAGAGGAGGAUUUUGGGAUGAACUAUUGGCAGCAUUCUCGAGAAGUGCAUUGCGGCGCACGAAACCAUGUCUGGCUGGAGUUCUCCUGCUGGGGUGCGAACAGGGCAGACUUUGUGCUGGACCUCACAGGAAUUCAGUUUGAUAUGAUGGGGUCAAAGGACAUGAGGUACAUACAUGUGUGUGAAACCUCAGACUCCACAUACAAGAUCUAUCAAAAAUGCUAUGAAAUUGACUCGGACCAAGUGCCCAUUCAUUUCCUACACUGGGCAGAUCCGCGAAGAAUGAGUGCAGACAGUAUAGUCCGCAUCGCUGUUGAUUAUAUCGGCAGCACCGACUGGCUUUUUGCGUAUGAAGAAGGUAUCAUCCUGGCAUAUCAUUACUUCAAAGAGACAGCUGAUUUGUCCGAAAUUGAAGAAGCUUGUGGCUUGAGCAUGGAGCAGGUGAGAUCAAUGGAAACUUUGGCAGUCAGAAAGAUGAAAUCAAGGCUUGGUGUAAGAAAUCCCUACAACUCGCAGCCCGGUGGCCGCACCUUGAUGUAG
This is a messenger RNA of Durusdinium trenchii, 657 nucleotides long. The record is from the annotation of a GenBank genome assembly. Lineage: Eukaryota; Dinophyceae; Suessiales; Symbiodiniaceae.